GCCGGGCUGGUGCAGUGAGGGCUCAGCGAGGCAGGGAAGGACCCUGCUGAGGGCGCGGGGCUCGGAAAGAAAGCCGAGCACUCCUUCCACUUACCCCCACCUCAGAGGUCUCACAGUCAGUUCCUUGUGACGUUCUCGCCAGUUGGUAAGAGGACUUGGGCAAAGAAGGCACAGAGAGAAGCCAGAAGUUCACUCACGAGUGGACGGACAGUGGCGCCCUCCGAGCCCGGCCUCCGUGCGGUUAGCGGAACCGAGGGGCGGCGGACGCCUGGGCCGAGGCGAAGAGGGAGGCGCUGCUCACGCGCGCGCCCGGCCGCCGGGUUUAAAUCUCCCGCCUCCCACAGCGGAGCUCGACACCUCCACGCUCCGGUGCGGAGGGCACGGGCUGAGGGAGCGGCCCGACAGCGUCGCGGGCUCGCGGGCGGCGGCUGGAACGGGUGCCGGGACGGACGUCCGCGCGGCCGAGCGCGACCCAGGCGGCGGAGGACCAGCGCGGCGCGAUUCCGGCGUCGCGUUACUCCAUGGAUUCUUUUGGACAACCCAGAUCAGAAGAUACCCAGUCGGUAGUCAGCAGAAUGCAAAAAAAAUACUGGAAAACCAAACAGGUCUUCAUUAAAGCAACAGGAAAAAAGGAAGAUGAGCAUGUGGUGGCAUCUGAUGCUGAACUGGAUGCUAAACUUGAGGUUUUUCACUCCAUUCAAGAGACGUGCACUGAACUUCUGAAGAUAGUUGAGAAAUAUCAGCUAAGACUCAACGUUAUAUCAGAGGAAGAAAAUGAGCUAGGGCUCUUUUUAAAGUUUCAAGCAGAACGGGAUGCUACUCAAGCUGGAAAAAUGAUGGAUGCCACUGGCAAGGCACUCUGUUCUUCUGCCAAGCAAAGACUGGCCUUGUGUACUCCUCUGUCUCGUCUUAAGCAAGAAGUAACAACCUUCAGUCAAAGGGCAGUAUCAGAUACCUUGAUGACAAUUAAUAGGAUGGAGCAGGCACGCACAGAAUACAGAGGAGCUCUCCUGUGGAUGAAAGAUGUCUCCCAAGAACUGGACCCAGACACCUUGAAACAAGUGGAAAAGUUCAGAAAAGUACAGAUCCAAGUGAGAAAUAGCAAAAGUUCUUUUGACAAAUUAAAGAUGGAUGUUUGUCAGAAAGUGGAUUUACUUGGAGCUAGUCGCUGCAAUAUGUUAUCUCAUUCACUCACUACCUACCAGAGAACACUGCUUGGAUUUUGGGAGAAAACAGCUCAAAUGAUGUCCCAAAUCUGUGAGGGCUGUGUUGGCUUUCAUCCAUAUGAUUUUGUAGCUUUCAAGAGACUACAAGAUACUCCAAAGAAACUUUCUGAAGAUCACAAAGAAGAACAAAUAGAAGGCAGUUUUCUUACUGAAAACCUCCAUAAGGUAGUUUUGUCAGAAGAGGAAGCAAGCUUUGGGAGUGAACCAGUGGUUGUGAAAGAUUUACCUGUUGAUUCAUUGGAAGGAGAAGAUUUUGAGAAGGAAUUCUCAUUUCUGAACAAUCUCCUAAGUCCUGGUUCUUCAAGUACUAGUGAAUCCACCCAAGAAUGCCAGACUUCCUAUGGGAGCCCCAGUGCCGGUCUCAUGUCCCAGGAGCCUUCUGUGGGGUCUGAGCCUCUCGCUCAUUCCUCUCGAUUCCUUCCUUCACAGCUCUUUGAUCUUGGCUUUCAUGCUGCUGGAGCUUUCAACAGCUGGGUCUCCCAAGAAGGAUCAGAACAUACUGAUAACCUGCCAGUGCCUUCACAGAGUCCAAAGAAAUUAAUGAGAUCCCCCAACAGUGGUAACCAAGACAUGUCAGCCUGGUUCAAUCUAUUUGCAGACUUGGAUCCACUUUCAAAUCCAGAUGCCAUUGGACACUCAGAUGAUGAACUUCUUAAUGCUUGACUGAAAUUAUAAUGUCAUUUUGGGGGUCUUGUGACAUCAAUUUUGCAACAUAUUGCUUUUGUGAAAAGGUUUAUAUUGCAAUCCACACACAAAAGCAUGGUGUUGGUGAAUAUAACACCUGUCAGCUGACUUUAGACAGAUGGUAAGGUCCACAUUUGAAUAGAUUAAGUAUAUCUGUAGUAUCUUGGAUUUGCAGAGGUUGAUACUAUGUGGAAAAUUUUAGAAACCACUGAGUCUGCAAUUUUUAGAUAACAAAAUCUAUGUCAAAAUGACAGGGUAAUUCUGCCAAAAAGGACUUGGGAUUAUUCCUCUUGAAAGUGUUUUUAAGUUGCCCUGCUGGCUAUGAGAAUUCUAUAUGUGAAUAAAGGACAGCAUGUAAA
Messenger RNA from Marmota monax (woodchuck), 2269 nucleotides. It is a transcript of the gene Ica1l, whose product is annotated as islet cell autoantigen 1 like. Gene Ontology annotation, cellular component: Golgi apparatus. NCBI's taxonomy places the organism in Eukaryota, Metazoa, Chordata, Mammalia, Rodentia, Sciuridae. Bases 522 to 1889 code for a protein of 455 amino acids. Gene Ontology annotation, biological process: regulation of transport. The record is from RefSeq and is a predicted model, not a curated record. The transcript has 12 exons. Gene Ontology annotation, molecular function: protein domain specific binding.